CAGCUUUAAACGACACGGAAUCUGUAGAUUCUGUCAUUAGUUUUUCUUCAGAUAUUUUGUUAAUUAAAUAAAAGCAUAAUGGGUCCGAAAAAGAAAUCAGCCGAGAAGAAGAAAUCUGGGAAGAAGAAGGGCAAGUCUGGCUCUGGACUUCCCAAUGAGGAGAUGACGAAGGAGCAGCUGGAAGAAAAGAUAAAACAGAUGCAUGCUCAGAUGGAACAGGAGGUCAAGGAUCGCAAUUACUUCCAGCUCGAAAAGGACAAGAUCCAAAGCUUCUGUGAGAUGACCAAAAAGCAGCUAGAGGAGAAGAAAACAGAUCUGAGAAACAGAGACAAGGACCUGGAAGCUGAUGCUGAGAGGCAUCAAGCUAAAACCAUGAUGUACGAUCAGAAGUUGAGACACCUGCUGCAGGAACAGCAAACUACAAUUGGCGAGCUGAAGACAGAGAGAGUGGUGAUCACCAAGGUGAUGGAGGCUGAACAUACAGAGGUGGAAAGCAAGCUGCAGAGAGACAGGCUCAAACUAAAAGCGAAUAUAAAUGAGCAGGAGCUCUCCUACCUGAACCUGAUCAAGAACCUAAAGCUGAACCACAAUAAGGAAACCACCAAGCUGAGGACGAAAUUUGAGGACAAGGUUCGAGAAAUCGAAGCUACUUAUGAGAAGAAGAUGCAAAUACAGCGAGCGGAGCAAGACCUCAGGCGCAAGAAUGAACUCCAUGAGACUGAGCAAAAGAAGAACUUUCACAUUAGCAUGCUGAUAAAGAACCACGAGAAGGCGUUCAGCGAUUUUAAGAGCUAUUACAGUGAGAUCACUCUCGGGAGCUUCAACCAAAUCAACUUACUUAAGGACCAAAGAGCUGAAAUGAAGAUGAAGGAAGAGGCGGCAGACAAAGAGAUGACCACGGUCCUGAAGGAGAACCAGCAUUUGAUUGAGACGCUGCAGGAAGUUACGCAGGAAGUGUCAGACCUGCAGAAAGAGCUCACCGACUACCACAAGGACAAAGCCUUACUUAAGGAAAAGAAAGCAGAUCUGAAAGCGAGAGAUGCAGAGCUGAAAGAUCAGAAAUUGGAGAAUGAAGUUAUGAAGCAGAGAAUCAUUAUGAUGCAGCAGAAGCACGAUGUCCUGCACCAGAAGUUCAGCAAGGCCAUUCAGGAGGUGCAUCAGAAGAACAGCUUUAAGAACCUUCUUCUGGAGAGGAAAUUGACCACUCUUACAGACACUGUGGAGAAGAAAGGGGAACAGAGUAAUGCCUCCCUGAAAUGGAAAUGGUAGUUUUCACAAGGGCUCAGUGGCAACUUGGCCGUGCUGGGACUCAAACCCCCAACCUUCCGAUCAGGAACCACUUCCUGAUACUGCUGGUUACUGAACCUGUUUUCUGAUGAAGGAAACACAAC
Messenger RNA from Clarias gariepinus (North African catfish), 1391 nucleotides. Its product is annotated as dynein regulatory complex subunit 4-like. Gene Ontology annotation, molecular function: small GTPase binding; microtubule binding. Bases 79 to 1269 code for a protein of 396 amino acids. The transcript is spliced from 9 exons. Lineage: Eukaryota; Metazoa; Chordata; Actinopteri; Siluriformes; Clariidae. The record is from RefSeq and is a predicted model, not a curated record. Gene Ontology annotation, biological process: flagellated sperm motility. Gene Ontology annotation, cellular component: Golgi apparatus; microtubule; motile cilium.